Molecule: messenger RNA, 1312 nt
Organism: Trichechus manatus latirostris (Florida manatee)
Lineage: Eukaryota; Metazoa; Chordata; Mammalia; Sirenia; Trichechidae
Gene: CTHRC1
Product: collagen triple helix repeat containing 1
Exons: 4
Coding region: 190-924 (244 amino acids)
Source: RefSeq, a predicted model, not a curated record
GGGAGGGAGAGAGGGAAGCGCGGGUGAAAGGCGUACCGAUGCAGCGGGCGGCGGGCUCGGAGCUUGGCGGGAUCAGACGCUGACCACGUCCCAGCUCCCUCUACCUUCUCCUCCUCCUGGUCCUCCUGGUCCUCCUGCUCCUGCUCCGCGCCGCCCGCCCAGUUCUGCGCUUCCCCAGCGCCGCGCGCCAUGCGCCCCCAGCGCCCCGCCGCCACCUCCCGGCAGCGGCUCCUCGGCCUCCUGCUGCUCCUGCUGCUGCAGCUGCCGGCGCCGUCGAGCGGCUCAGAGCCCCCCAAGGGGAAGCAAAAGGCGCUGCUCCGGCAGAGGGAGGUGGUGGACCUGUAUAAUGGAAUGUGCUUACAAGGGCCUGCAGGGGUGCCUGGUCGAGAUGGGAGCCCUGGGGCCAACGGCAUUCCUGGUACCCCUGGGAUCCCAGGUCGGGACGGAUUCAAAGGAGAAAAGGGGGAAUGCCUGAGGGAAAGCUUUGAGGAGUCCUGGACACCAAACUACAAGCAGUGUUCAUGGAGUUCGCUGAAUUAUGGCAUAGAUCUUGGAAAAAUCGCAGAGUGUACGUUUACAAAGAUGCGUUCUAACAGUGCUCUAAGAGUUUUGUUUAGUGGCUCACUUCGGCUAAAAUGCAGAAAUGCAUGCUGCCAGCGCUGGUAUUUCACAUUCAAUGGAGCUGAAUGUUCAGGACCUCUUCCCAUUGAAGCUAUAAUUUAUUUGGACCAAGGAAGCCCUGAGCUGAAUUCAACAAUUAAUAUUCAUCGGACUUCUUCCGUGGAAGGGCUUUGUGAAGGAAUUGGUGCUGGAUUAGUGGAUGUUGCUAUUUGGCUUGGUACUUGUACAGAUUACCCAAAAGGAGAUGCCUCUACUGGAUGGAAUUCAGUGUCUCGCAUCAUUAUAGAAGAACUACCAAAAUAAAUUCUUGAAGUCUCACUCCCUACCUCUUUUUUAUUAUACUUUUGAAUUUUUUUUUUAAAGAAUGACAUUCUCUAUCAUGUUUACGUAUGCAUCUGAAUGAAAAAUGAAGCUAAACAUGACAAAAGUGUGAUUUCAUACUGUGUUUAAAUCUAGUAUUAUUCAUUUCACUUCAAUCAAAAAUGGUUUCAGGAUUUUGUAGUUGACUGGAAUACUUUCUUCAUAGUCCCAUUCCUUGAACCUAUAGUUUAGAUUGUCAUUGUGGUCUUUAGUUUUACCUAUUCUCUUAGUAUAGCAUUUUAAAAAUAUUAAAGCUACCAGUCUUUGUACAAGUUGUAAAUGUUCAAAAUUGUUUUAUAUCUGUUAAAUAAAACUUAUUUCAAACAACUUU